AUGGAGAUGUCAUCCAAAACAAGGGCGGAGGAGCCAUCAACGGACCCACCGCCUGUGAUUCCGGAACUUCCCGAAGACAUCAUCGUUGACAUCUUAGCGCGUGCACCGAGAUGUUACUAUCCAACACUUUCUCUCGUUUCCAAGUACAUCAAGUCACUUGUUUCCUCGACUGAGAUAUACUCGAGACAAUCUUCGUUAGGCUGCACCGAACACUGUCUCUAUGUUGUCCUCUAUGACAUAGACAAUAGUGUUAACCGUUGCUACAUUCUCCGCCGGAAAGCCAACGGCAACAGCCGCUUGGUCCUUGUCCCUUCGCUGUCCUCCUUGCCUUGUGGUAAACGCUUUGUCGUGUUGGGCUCGAGGAUAUAUGUAGUUGGUAGAAUGAAGAACUAUUGUACUCUGAUUGCAAAAUCGAAUGUGUUAACCAUCGAUUGUAGAUCGCACACGGUGCAACAUCUCCCUGGUGUGCGUAUACCUUAUACCGCUAAUGAAAAUCUUGCUGACAUCAUCGACGGGAGAAUCUACAUAGUUGGAUACUUUGACUUGAAGAAGGUGAUGGUGCGUUUGGUGGUGAUGGCUGGUAAGAUUUACAUGAGGAAUUCUAAGAAUAGCUUUGUAUACGAGCCAGGGGAAGGUAUUUGGAAAAUGGACGAGAAGCUAAGUCUAGAGAUGUGGAAAGAUGCGUGUGUGGUCGAUGAGGUAUUGUACUACUAUAAUUGGGUUAAGAGGAGUAUAAGAACGUAUGAUCCAAAUGAGAGAUGUUGGGGAGUGUUGAAAGGUAUGGAAGAAUUUUUGCAAGAACGUUCAGGAUGGCUAGAGAUUGAGAUGGUGAGUUACGGUGGGAGACUGGGUUUGGUUUUUCUUGAAGGAGAAGAAAAAUCAAGAAAGAUUUGGUGUGCCGAGGUUUCGCUGGAAAGACGUCAAGGAGGAGAGAUUUGGGGUAAAGUUGAGUGGUGUGAUCAUGUUUUGACUGGGAAUUUUAGCAUUAUGAAACCUCUAGAUGUUAUGGUUUGA
Molecule: messenger RNA, 1014 nt
Organism: Thlaspi arvense
Lineage: Eukaryota; Viridiplantae; Streptophyta; Magnoliopsida; Brassicales; Brassicaceae
Source: the annotation of a GenBank genome assembly